AUGUCAAUCUCAAAGAGUCUCCUGGCCGGCGCCUUGCUUGUCUCUGCUUCACUCGCGGCUCCUUCGCCAUCACAAGGAGCAGCAGGAUCGAGCAUCCAACUCAAUGGCGUCGUCAGGUACACGACCCCCGAAAGAGCAGCUUCGGCGCAGAAUGAGACUGGACUCAAUUUCGGUGAUUCUGCCCGUUUGCGUGCUCGCAUGCAGAUGAACCAAGGGCAAGACAACUUUGUUCAUUCCUUUGCUGCCGGUCAGGUCAUCGGAACCAACAAAAUCAACGAGGUCCUCAUUCCGGUGGGUAUCGGAGCAGAUGGCGAUGUGAAGCUGCUCAUCCUCGACUCGGGAUCGAGCAACACCUGGGCUGGCUCACUACAGCCCGUCAACAAAUCAUCGACGACAGUCUCGACGGGCAAGAAGGUCUCGCUCAGCUAUGGCACCGGUGCCAUGCAAGGAGACCUCGUCAAUGAUCAGAUCACGAUAGGCCCGAUGGUGAUCAAAAACCAGGGUAUCACGAUCGCCACGCAGACAAGAGACUUUCAAGAUGCCGACGGUAUAGCCGGCAUCGGCGGUGUCGCUCUCACCUCACGCACCAUCGUAGGCGCACCACAGGAAACGAUUCCUACCCUCAUGGACAAUCUGCUAUCACAAGGCAUCAUCUCGCAGCCUUACCUCAGUGUGGCCAUGCAGCCUGGCAACAAGGUCGAUGCCCAAAACACUCGCGUCACCUUUGGAGCUAUCGACAACGACUCUUUCGUGGGCGAGCUCAAUUUCGUGCCUAUCACCAAAGCCCCGCAAGCUGGUCGAUUUUGGGGUGUGGACCUCAGUGUAGCAGUCGGCACUGCUCGCGUGUGCAACAAUGCGCCUGUUAUCAAAGCCGUCGGAGGCAAAGUGGAUGCCCGAUCUGGUCUGCUCGCUGUCAAGCGCUCUGCUCUCCAAUCGCUGGCUCUCACGUUCGGCAAAUCAACGUAUACCUUGUCGGCAGAAGCUCAAGUCUUUCCAUCCGAGCUCAACUCGAUGCUGGGCGUCUUGCCUACCGGAUUUGAUGCAUGGGGCAUCAUGGGCUCUCUCGGCACGCCUUCGGGAAGCGGGCUAGACGGUAUCAUCGGCCAAUCAGUCCUGCAGCGCCUCUUUGUCGUCUUUGACAGCGGCAUGCCUCCGAGAGUGGGAUUUGCAAACACUCGGCUCACGCAAGGCGGCACGAACAAUGACGUUGCUUUGACUUUACCUCAGCAGUCCGCACAGACAUCGGCUCUUCAGCAAUCCUCGGCCAUUACGAGUGGCGCAUCCAGCAACGCCGUUCCGGGCACGAGUCCUUUACAAGCUAGCGCAGGUGUCAGUCAGCCCGAUCAGACCGGUGCGAACGCAAGCGUGGGUGCUACUGCACAGGUGACCGGUCAACAAGCGCCCAUGCAAGCACCCCCGUCCGGCACGGCCUCGACGCAAGGCGCGCAGACCGAUGUAGCCUCUUCUAUCGCCAAUGCGUUUGGAUCUAUCUUCAAGAGCUCAGCCCCACGCAAUACGGGAGAGGCUGCUCAGAGCGUUCAGGCUGCAGCCCUUCUGCUCGGUACCACCGCCCUAGCAUUCUUGCUCUAA
Molecule: messenger RNA, 1590 nt
Organism: Mixia osmundae IAM 14324
Lineage: Eukaryota; Fungi; Basidiomycota; Mixiomycetes; Mixiales; Mixiaceae
Exons: 2
Coding region: 1-1590 (529 amino acids)
Biological process (GO): proteolysis
Molecular function (GO): aspartic-type endopeptidase activity
Source: RefSeq, a predicted model, not a curated record